Molecule: messenger RNA, 1547 nt
Organism: Atta colombica
Lineage: Eukaryota; Metazoa; Arthropoda; Insecta; Hymenoptera; Formicidae
Gene: Ublcp1
Product: ubiquitin-like domain-containing CTD phosphatase 1
Exons: 2
Coding region: 55-1047 (330 amino acids)
Cellular component (GO): nucleus
Molecular function (GO): phosphoprotein phosphatase activity; protein binding
Source: RefSeq, a predicted model, not a curated record
UCUUUUUUAGAAUCGCAAUGCACGCGUUCCAUUGAUGCAAUUGAAAGAGUGAGAAUGGAGAGCGAAUUAAGAAUUGUAGUGAAAUGGAGUGGAAAAGAAUACGAUAUCCUCGAUAUUCAAGAGGAAGAUACAGUUCUUACUCUGAAAGAGCGUAUACACAGAGAAACAGGUGUUCGUCCGGAACGUCAAAAACUGUUAAAUUUAAAGUUUAAAGGCAAGGCAGCACAAGAUGAAGACAUAAUCGGUAAAUUAAAUUUGAAGCCUGGAUUCAAACUAAUGUUAAUGGGUUCGCGUGAGGAAGAUAUUGCUGAGGUCAGUCAAGCACCUGAGGAUGUACCUGAUGUAAUAAAUGAUCUAGAUAUAGAAGAGGAGGAAGUAGAGAUUGAGAAGGCUGAAAUAAAUCUUCGUAAAAUUCAGAUACGAAUCGAUCGCUAUAUAAUCACAGAGCUGAAUCCUUUAAGAAAUGGUAAGAAGCUUCUUGUACUAGACAUAGAUUACACUUUAUUUGAUCACAGGUCAGUGGCAGAGAGCGGAGCACAGCUAAUGCGUCCGUAUCUCCAUGAAUUUUUGACUCGUGCUUAUAAAAAUUAUGAUAUAGUCAUCUGGUCAGCAACUAGCAUGAGAUGGAUCAAUGAGAAAAUGAAGCUUUUGGGAGUCUCAAAUCAUCCAAACUAUAAAAUAGCUUUUCAUCUGGACGUCCUUGCCAUGAUCACUGUUCAUACACCGAAAUAUGGGGUUGUUGGAGUAAAGCCACUGGGUAUUAUUUGGGGAAAAUACAAGCAGUUCUCCGCGAAAAAUACAAUAAUGUUUGAUGAUAUCAGACGAAACUUCAUAAUGAAUCCGCAGUCAGGAUUGAGAAUAAAACCUUUCAAACAUGCUCAUACAAGCAGAGUCAAAGACUUUGAACUGCUGAAACUAUCAAGAUAUUUAGAAUUGAUAGCCGAUGUUGAGGAUUUUCAAAUCCUUAAUCAUAGAAAAUGGGAAGAAUACAAACCGAAAAAGAACGAUCACAGCAAUGAACAGACUAGCAGCAAUGAUAAACAAUAAAUUUUGGCGAAACUUAUUGUUCUUCAUGCCACCUUGACCAAUUGAUUGAUAGAAGAGACAUUGAUUGACAGAAGAAAUACAGAGACUUCAAGAUUAUAUAUGAUGAAGCGAAUGCAUGAAGAAAAUGCAUUUGUCGGAUGUUUUAAAAUCAUGACUGAAAAUGACAAGGCUGUCCUAUGUUGGAUAGAACGAUGAUUAACUUAAAUCAGUUUACAUCAGUUUCUUCUCAUUGCAAAAAAAUGACGCGUGAUAUUUAGGUCUGUUCGUUUGGAUUUUUUGCACUUAGAAUUUUUGCUUUCAAUAUUCAAAUAUAUAUUUAUUUCGUUUUAUGUAUAUUCGUUAAUGCAAAAUUUUUUAGAGAUUUUAAGCAACACGACAAAUCUAUAGCAAUUUUUUUGAAAACAUACAUAUUUUCACAUUUUUCUUAUUCUAUGUAUUUGUAAUCAUUGGUUGUGUAUACACAUGUAUAGCGAUUUAAAUAAAAGGUAUGGAGUGGUUAA